This is a messenger RNA of Chaetura pelagica (chimney swift), 639 nucleotides long. It is a transcript of the gene MRPL48, whose product is annotated as mitochondrial ribosomal protein L48. Gene Ontology annotation, cellular component: mitochondrial ribosome. The transcript is spliced from 8 exons. NCBI's taxonomy places the organism in Eukaryota, Metazoa, Chordata, Aves, Apodiformes, Apodidae. The record is from RefSeq and is a predicted model, not a curated record. The coding region runs from base 1 to 639 and encodes 212 amino acids.
AUGGUGGCAAAGAUCCCCUCUGUGCUGUGCUUGAGGAAGGGAGCAUGGCUGAAGCAGGUGCUUGUGCUCAGCAGUGCAGCAACACGCAGAGAAGGCCUUCUGGGUGCUGCAGGUGAUGCACUCGUGAGUUGCCACAGACACUACAAAUCCCGACCUACGCACGGGAUCGGGAGGUUUAAAUACCUGCUCCCCAAGGAGGUUCCAAAGAAGAAAAAGGAUAAAGUACAGAUGAAAGAGAUAAAUGUUGGGACUGAACAUGAGUAUGGAGAUGUCAACAUCCAGAUGACCUCCUAUGACAUGUGUCUGGUGGAGCACUUUGCUCGGUAUGUGCAUAAACUCUGCAACCGGCUCCGCAUCAGAGUGAACGAAAGCUACGCCAUGCCCACCAAAACCAAUGAACUGUUCUACUUGGAAGAGAGAGGUUCCAAAAUGCAGCUGGAUGCCAUCCUCACUACCCAUCAGAGGGUUGUCCAGAUCAGUGGUUUGAGCUCAACGUUUGCUCCGAUCCUCCUGGAAAUCAUUCAGAGCAACCAACCCGAAGGGGUCCAUCUGUUGGUGAAAGAGCACACAGAAGCUGAUUUCAAGAGCAGGUUGAAGUCUCGGCCAGAACUGGAAGAGCUGCUGGCACAGAUGAGCUGA